AUGGUGACAACUUUCAAAAUAGCAAUCCUUGGAGCGCAAGGGGUUGGGAAAUCAGCAAUUGUGCACCAGUUUCUCUACAACGAUUACAGUGACCACUACAUGCCUACAAAAACGCGUCACAUCUACCUGCCUGCUGUGGUCAUGAACGAGCAUGUGCACGACCUACAGAUAAUGGACUUUCCACCCAUUCCAUCCUUUCCAGUCAACACUCUGCAGGAAUGGGCAGACACCUGCUGCCGGGGAUUGCGGAGUGCUCACGCCUACAUCCUGGUGUAUGACAUCUGCUGCUUUGACAGUUUUGAAUAUAUCAAAACAAUUCGGCAACAAAUAUUAGACACAAGGGUGAUCGGAACCAACGAGAUCCCCAUCAUCAUCGUGGGGAACAAACGGGACCUGCAGAGAGGGCGCGUCAUCCCCAGGCGGAACGUCUCCAACCUGGUGAAGAAGACGUGGAAGUGCGGCUACAUCGAGUGCUCGGCCAAGUACAACUGGCACAUCCUGCUGCUCUUCAGCGAGCUGCUGCGGAGCGUCGGCUGCGCGCGCUGCAGGCACGUGCACACCGCCAUCCGCUUCCAGGGGGCGCUGCGGUCCAACCGCUGCGCCGUCAUGUGAUCCGCCGCCGGGGUCCAGCCGCUGCGCCGUCACGUGAUCCGGCGCCGGGGACCAGCCGCUGCGACGUCAGGUGAUCCGCUGGAGACCAGCCGGUGCACAGUCACGUGAUCAGCCGGGGACCAGCUGCUGCGCCGUCACGUGAUCCUCCGCCGCUGUUCGUUCUAGGGGCGGCGGCAGUGCCCGGGAGCUGGGGAGAAAUUUUAUCUUGCCCUACCAUCAUCUCGCCGCGCACAUGUUUGCCUCGAAUAGACAGGCCGCCUUCAUCUGCCUCUCUCUGCUCCCGUGUGUGCGUGCGUUUGUGAGUGUGUGUGUGUUAACAGCGGCUGAGUUGUCGGCCUCUUCACUAAAUCUUGUACAACCGUCUUCAAUUUCUUCCCGUCAGUUACUUCAGCAAUAAUGAAUCGGAAGGAUGGAGAACACGGCGUCCUGACGCUUCGAGGCUGGUAGUAGAGUCUCGAGGUCAGUGGCCGCAUGGUCCAUGGAACUGACCACAACAUCCGUUGAAGCUCCAGUCCACCACUGGGCUCCUGCUGCUGGGUGAGAGUCAGAAUACUGACCAACAAGCACCGAUACCAUGUCAUACACUGGUACCAGUCCCCAUCCCCACUACUGACAAUACCCAGCACCUAUACACUUGGGGGGGUUCACAGCAGCCAAUUUACCUGCUCUUUGCACUUGCCUGACAUGUUAAAGGAAAGCAGUUGAGAGAACACGUGGUCUCCACACACAGCAUUGAGAGAGGAAUUGAACUGGAACAAUGGGACACCACCUGUGUCUCUGUGCCCCUGUGUGAGAUGCCACCUUUCAAAAUGUCCUCAAUAGAUAUCUGCCACGAAUUACCAAAAGAAUGAAUUUCUCCCCAGUGUCCAGGUCACCCACAGCUCCAAGAACCAUUAACUGGUUUCUCAGACUGUGUUGCAUGUAAGCUGGUGAGACCGUGUGUACACAGACUGGCGGGACUGUGUACAUCGAUUGAUCUCACCACAGGCUGGAGAGACUGCACACGCAGGUUGGUGUCAUCAUGCCACACACAGGUUGGUCUGACUCUCUUUUUGUCUUUGCGAGUCAGGAGAAAUGAAAGUAGAAAGCAGUAGAGAAACCCAGAGGGUAAAUUUGCAAAUAUGUUGGAACCUUAAUGAGCCUUGUCUACGAGAUUGGACACAGCAUCACAAUGCUGGAAACUUCAGUAGAGGCAAGGUCUCCUCUCUUGUCACACUUAUUUUUCACUCAAUAAGGUCUUAAGGAGCUUUUGAGCACUGAGAAGAACCAGAAUGUGUAAGGCUUGAGGGGCUUUUUUCCUGUGUUCUGAGCUCAGUUAUCACUGAAGAUUGUAUGUGUAAAGAUUGCCCAGUGUUGUGGCAAAUCUUUCUCGCAGUGUUUUAUAUUAUAAUGGUCCUUCAUUCUUCCAUCAUUAAUUCUCAUUACCACCUACUUUUCCACAUUCCUUCACCCAGAUGAGAGGGAUAUUUUUCACUCUCUUCACUUCAAAAUCCAUCUUGUCAACACUUUAUAACUUAGACCAGUGGAUGCAUCUUCUCACUCCUGAAGUGUGGCGAAUUAGCCAGCAGAUGUGACACCUUCAAAUCUCAGCAUUGCUCCGUUACCACACUGAUAUGGGUGUGUUACUGAUAGCUUUGAAUCUACGACCGAGGGAGCUCAGAGAUGAUAGAUGUAGUGGCUUAUCAGACAACAGAUUAUCAGAUGUAAGAUGGUUUGUUUCAUAAAGAUAAUCAACCCUCACAUCUUUUAAACUGCUCACAUUAUCUUAUGUUGAUUGACGUUCUGAAGGGGGACUAGGAAACAAAGGUCAGGUGGGGGCAUGGCUGUUCAGAUCUAUAAUUCACAUUACAUUCCAGAUAACCAUCUGUCAGAGGGUAGAAUGAGAAUGUGCACAUCAGCUCAGGACUUAAUUGUGCAGAUGGUAUCCAAUUUAUCAGGUCCAUUCAUAAAAAAUUAUUCUGUAGCUUCCUUCCAGAGGUCAGGAUUUCCCAAAUUCUUUAGUUCCAAUGAGGAAUUUUUGAAGGGCAUUCACUUGUAAUUUUAGAAAUUAUUUUCUGAACAAAAUUUAAAUAAAAAUACUCAGGCAAUGUGCAUCUACAGCAGAUGUCUGACAGUAGUUUCAUUGCUCCCCAGUAACAAUGUAAAAUCUCUGAUGAUAUGGGAAAGGGUUUUUUGGAUGCCAGGUUUGGUCACGGGGUACUGGUGUCAGGGGUGUAGGCCAUUUCUAUUUGUCACUAAUCCUCAAACACCAUUGGACAGUAUUAUAUGCAAACAUUAGCUUUGAAGUCCAGUUUUUACUCUGUAAAUGACUACACCAGCGAGACCUAUUAACCCACAACAGAGAAACUUAAUAGCCACCUGCAUUUUGCUUUCAUUAUUUUCUUACAACAAAGGAGGCCAUUCAGCCCAUUGAGUGUUCACAGACCAAUCCAUUUCCCUACUUAUCAGUAAAUGUGGAAUAAUCUUACAGAAGACAGGCCACCGGGCUUAUAAAUGAGCAUCCUGGCUGUUGGCUGCACUGGCGGACUCUCCCAGACAUGGUCUCAUGAACCACACUGAAUGAGCUGAGCAAAUCCGUAUCAAUGAUGGUCUUUCACUAUAUCUUUGCCAUCUGUAGCAUCUUGCUCUGCACAGAUUGGCUGCCCCAUCUCCCAUAGUUGCUUUUCUUCAAAAGAACAACAUUGGAGACAGUAUGUCCCUCACAUCUUGAUGAAGUGAAUUUUACAUAUUAUUCCUACUUUUCCCAUGGUUCUCUUCAUUUAAAUUCCAGUAAGAGUGAUUGCCACUUUGGAGUUCCUUCCUCAUCCUUGAAUCUCAUGAGUUGAGAUGGAAUUUUCUAUACAAGUCAAUUUUAUACAUUAACACAUCUGGAACAUAGCUUUAUCAAACAGAAUGGCCUGGGGAAUUAGUUGGGCCAUUAACCAGCAUGUAUUCUAUUGCUUAAGAUACCAAAAAGUUUAACUGAAUUAUUAUUUUAUUUACAAUAAAGAUCAGCAGUGGUUAAAGGAAGGGCUUUACUUCCUGCAGUGAAAAUCGACAGGAGACUUGGACAUUCAGUUCCAAAACAUGUCAAGUUCAUUGGUGGAGCCCAUUGGCUGUGGUCCCAAUCAAUAGUAUCUCAGCAAACCAUAACUAUUGUAAUGUGGUCUGACUGAGACAGUAAACUAGUUUAACUACCAACUGAUCCUUCAUUUACAUUGUACGUAUUCUGAUUAUUAAUCAUACUGCUGGGUUUGUGCAAUUAUUAAUA
Hypanus sabinus (Atlantic stingray) is the source of this 3862-nucleotide messenger RNA. Its product is annotated as ras-like protein family member 10B. Gene Ontology annotation, molecular function: GTPase activity; GTP binding. NCBI's taxonomy places the organism in Eukaryota, Metazoa, Chordata, Chondrichthyes, Myliobatiformes, Dasyatidae. Bases 1 to 612 code for a protein of 203 amino acids. The record is from RefSeq and is a predicted model, not a curated record. The transcript has 3 exons.